Molecule: messenger RNA, 5114 nt
Organism: Puntigrus tetrazona (Sumatra barb)
Lineage: Eukaryota; Metazoa; Chordata; Actinopteri; Cypriniformes; Cyprinidae
Gene: rtkna
Product: rhotekin a
Exons: 12
Coding region: 564-2546 (660 amino acids)
Biological process (GO): mitotic cytokinesis; signal transduction; actomyosin contractile ring assembly
Cellular component (GO): actomyosin contractile ring
Source: RefSeq, a predicted model, not a curated record
ACGCGCACCCUGUGAUGCCCUUUUGUGGGAAAGUCCUAAGAGCGCACAGACACACUCACAUCAGUACAGAGGGGACACAAAGAGGGAAACCGCGUGUAAAUGGCCGGUUAUACGAACGGGAUAAGGAGAACGUGAUUUGAGGGUGUUAGGAAAGCCGUUUUGCUUUUCGCGUAGUAGAGAGCGUUCAUUUACUGGAUCCAGUCGCUAUUGUUGUGAAGAAAGGUAGACGUGCGGACGCUCUGAGGAGUUUCACAAAAGAGCGUUUUACUCCUCUGUCUUGCGUUUUUUUGUUGUUGUUGUCUUUAGUUGUAUUUGUUGUUAUGCGCAUGACUUCUCCUGAACUGUUGUUUCUGGACACAUGGAGCUGGUCUGUGACGUGAAAACUGAUUUUCUUGGAUACGCCGCGGAUCGGAUUUGGAUGCGUUUUGAAGUCUGGAUCGUGUAACUCAUACAUACCCGUCCUUUGCUUCUUCCAAAAAUGUUUCUCAACUCUCAAGACAGAUUAACGGCUUGAAGAGAAGUGGGAGUCUGAACUUUAAACCGGGAGCCGAUAUCCCUCUUGAAUGAUGCCCAUAGACAGACUCGCAGACAUGGAGGAAAAACUUCGUAUUUUGGAGGAUCUCAAUAUGAUAUACAUUCGUCAGAUUGCCCUGAGUCUAAAGGACAGUGACAUCCAGAAGAAGAUCGACUAUGAGAUCCGGAUGCGUGAGGGCGCAUGUAAGCUGCUGGCCGCAUGUUCUCAGAGGGACCAAGCGCUGGAGGCCUCCAAGAGUCUCCUCACCUGCAACGCCCGCAUCAUGGCCUACAUGUCAGAGUUGCAGCGCAUGAAGGAGGCGCAAGUCAUGCAACGGGUCGCACGCAGGUCUUCUGAUGCAGGUCCGAUGGAUGACCGUUCCCCAUGUAAAGGCAAAGUAGCCAUUUCAGAUCUACGGAUACCUCUAAUGUGGAAAGACACGGAGUAUUUUAAGAAUAAAGGAGAGCUGCAUCGGUGCGCUGUGUUCUGUCUGCUUCAGCUGGGUGGAGAGAUCUUUGACACGGACAUGGUGAUGGUGGACAGGACGCUGACAGACAUCUGCUUUGACAACACAAUUGUCUUUAAUGAGGCCGGUCCAGGGUUCGAGCUGCGGCUGGAGCUGUAUAGCUGUUGUUCAGAGGAGGACUACUCAGCAGGCAGCACACCGCGGAAGCUGGCCAGCAAGCUGAGCUCAUCUCUGGGAAGGUCAGCAGGAAAGAAAAUGAGGGCGGCCUUGGAGCCCGGGGCCUGCAGCCCCACUAGCAAUGGAGGAGGAGCGACAAUCCUGCUGCCUGUGCCCUCUGUACCGGGCCCUAAAUAUCAUCUUUUGGCUUAUGCAACCCUCAACCUCUCUCACGUCCAGGACAGCUUCCGCACACAUGACCUCACCAUCACAGGAAAUGAGGAGUGUUCGUUCUGGCUGCCUCUGUACGGCGGUGUGUGUUCCCGACUGGCGGCUCAACCUCACUGUAUGACACAACAGAUGAUGAGUGGCUGUCUGAGGGUAAAGCUUGGAGGUGAGCCACAAGGAUGGACAAAUGUCUAUGGCGUUUUAAAAGGAACAAAUCUCUUCUGUUAUCAUCAAAAAGAGGACAUGGAGGCCAACGUGGAGCCUGUUUUAACUAUCGGGAUUAACAAAGAGACAAGAAUACGGGCCGCAGAGAAGGAUCCUCACAGCAAGGCACAGAAUAUCUGUAUCACUAACCAGUAUGGAGGAGAGGAAGUGACGCACACGCUCGCUGCAGACAGCAGAGAAGACACCCAGCGCUGGAUGGAGGCCUUCUGGCAGCAGUUCUAUGAUAUGAGCCAGUGGAGGCAGUGCUGCGAUGACCUGAUGAAGAUCGAGCUGCCCUCCCCUCGCAAACCUGCCAUAGUCACACCGAAGCAGGGCUCCCUGUACCAUGAGAUGGUUAUUGACACGUCUGAUGACAUCGGAGCAGUCACCGACAUCCUGGCCCGUCGUAUUGAAGAGUUUGAGCUGAGGGCCCAGCUCGGAUCUCCGCCUCACUGGAUGGCCAUGUUUGACGAAGAUCCCCCGAGAUCCCCUCACAACCAUCAGCGCCUGCCGCCCCACUCGCCCAGUCCUCGCCUGCACAGCCGCCAGCCCCGCAGCCCACGCUGCCACCGCACACCCGGCCUCCUCUCCUCCAACGCCAGCCUGACCUCAGACAGCGACAGUCCCACCAGCGUCAGCCCCUGUUUCCGGCAAGCAUGGUCCCCCGACGCCUCUUCCUCCUCCGGGCGCUUCCGGCCCCGUACCCUCUCACUGGACGCCAAGCUCUCCACUCUACGCGGCCGGGGCUACGGUGGCUUCCGGUGCAACUGCCAGCCGCCCACCUCCAGCUCCGCCUCUCCUCGCCCUGCUCAGACUGCCCUGUCCUGCUCCAGUUCCACUUCCAGCAGCAGCUCCAGCGAGGGAAGCAACAGUCAAGAGUCAGACCUGGGCUUCUCUCGACCGUCCGGCGCUCGCCGCAGCUUGAGGAACCUAAGAGCUAAGCUUGACCCCAGGAACUGGCUGCAGAGUCAGGUGUAGAGGUCAGACUUCCAGACUUCCAACUUUCUGUGUCUCCCUGGAAAAAACUGGAACACCCGAGGUCAUGUCUGUCAUUGUGUUCUCUUUACAUAAUAAGAACUGAAGUUCUUCUGCCUUUUAAAGGAGCCUCAACAAUGGGAAUUCAGUACUAUUAGUUAUAUAAUACACUACUAAUAUAUAGCAUUACACAUUGUCUCUUCAUGAAAAGCUGAUUGUUUUAGAUCUUCGGAGAGUGUUUUAUGCGAGGCAGACUCCUGGUACGGUGGUUGAAGCAGUUCUUCUGGUGUUGUAAGUACUUUUUGGCCAGUCGUUGUGUCUGUGUGCGCUGUUUCAGAUAUAUGCUUUAGAAAGUGCAGUCAGGAUCAGAUCAGUUUUCAUCAUCACUCACAUUGAGGCUGGCAAAAACACUGUCGUUUAAACGUUCGGUGUCCGUUAGAUUAAAGAUCAAAGUCUUUUAUGCUCAUCAAGGCUGCAUUAAAUUGAUCACAAUUGCAGUGAUGUUGUGAAAUAUUAUUAGCGUUUAAAAUAACUAUUUCAAAAAAAUACAAUAUUUUAAAAUCGAAUGUAUUCCUGAGAUGGCAAAGCUAAAUUUUCAGGAUUAUGACGUAAUCAUCCUGAUAUGCCGAUUUGGUGCUUAAGAAAUAUUAGUUAUUUUUAUCAGUGUUCAUUUUUACCAUUUGUGCAGAUUUUUAUGUAUUUAGGUUUUUUUUAUGAUUCUUUUUGUCUUUACUGGCAUUUUUUCCAUCUAUUUAAUGCACCCUUGCUUAGUAGUAAAGUAUUGAUAUCUUAAAAUCGUGUUGAUCCCAAACAUUUGGACGCUAGUGUAUUUCACGAUCCGUGAUCUUGGAAACAUAGUAUUAAUAACCUAACGUGUAAAAGUUAGCUUAACUUGACAGAUGUAACACAAGCCUGCAAAAAGAAGGUCUUAUAAUAUCAGUUUAAUAAUAUCAGCAUUUUUGUCACUGCUCACUCCUCACCGUUGCGGAUGUGUACUUGUAUGGGUUUUUAGACUUCUAUCUUUUGCUUUGGAUCCGGUCACUCAAAAGCAGCAUUUUUCAUUAACGGACAUUUGUGGUUGUAGAAAUGCUAGACGUGGCUCCGUUUAAUCUUUGCUUAAAAGCGUCUAGUAAUAGAAGGGUUGCGGAGUUGCAGUGAGCAGUAUUUCGCUGGUCUCUGCUCUAUGUAAAAUGAAUUAUGCUAUAGAUGUGAUUCAUAUCUUAAAAUACAUGAUUUGAUGCAUAUUUUACUACAGUACUAUGUUUUUUUUGUGACACCCGACUGAGGAAAAUUGCAUUACAGUAUCUGCUAAAAUGUCCGUCUGUUUGCAUGGCUUCGGUAUAUAUGCAAAGGCGCAGACGUCACGAGACUCUGUAUUCAGGUUUAUGUAUAAUGAUGGGAUAUAAUGUGACUCCGUUUACUACCUGUGACUGCAAAGACCUCAGGAUUACUGUACAUACCUUAUCUCACUCGGCAAAUGUGAACCCCUAUCAGUAAGGAAAAGUCACAAAAAUCAGAAUGCACAUUAACUAGGAUUCAGCACAAGCAACGAAACUGGAAGCUGAACGGUUUGGGUGCUACAGUAAAAUGGCUGUCUGACGGAGAAGGGUUGCAAAGGCACUACUAUGCAAAGCUACAACAGCUCUUCUAGAUAUCAUUUACAUCAGCGGUACAUGCAAUAUUUUAAGGUUUUCCUUUUCCUUGUCGGCUUGCAGGUCAGUUUUGUCGAGCACUUUGAGUGUUUCUGUGUCACACGGCAUCUUCCAGCUCAAAUGAAGUGCGCAUUUUCUUGAAGACAAUUGUAUUAGCAAUAUUUACAAUAAUGAAACUCUAGUUGGAUAGCUGUUAUUGUGAUUUCUGUAAAAUCUCAGGAGUGAAGUUACAGUCCGUCUUGCCAUUAAAAAAUAUUAAACGUACAAGUUAACAUUUCUGUAAUUCACAAAACACGCUCAACGGGCUCAGUAUCUUAGUCAUCUGAAACUGUAUUGAUUUUUUUUUUUUCACACGAGGUUAGCAAAUGAUAAGAUGGGGACACAUGGUUUCUUUGUACAAUUACAUGUGGAGUGUAUUACAAAUCGGAAAAUUGAAAGUCUUGAAAUAUUAUACUAACCUUUCCUCUUAAAUUCAGAAUUAGCAAAUAAUAGUAUUACGAUGCCACAAAAUGAACAGUUCUCACUCGAAGGGCCACUGACUUGUAUUUAAAAACUGUAAAUUCAUUCAAACACUGUUUGUUAUUGUAAAGUUUUGUAAUUUUCAUUUUGUGCUUUUAUUAAAGUUGUAUUUUACCAUAUUAAUUUUUGUUAUAAAUAAAAUUAUAUUGACAUUUUAUCAGACGAGUAAAGCUCUAACUAUCCUGGUAGAUAACAUUGAAUGUUAACCUGGAGGUAAGUUACACUUCAGCAGGUGGUCUGCAUGUGUUAGGACACAUAACUAAUAGAUUCAUGUACAAUAACAAUUUAUUGUAAAGAAUUACCUAAAUUAAAAGUAAACGGCAUUUGUGUGUGUGUUUGUGUAAUUUUCUUGAUUCUUGCAGUGCUUGUUUCAAAUGAUUAAAUGUUCCAGAUAAACUCA